AAAAUCCACACCUGCUUAUAACUUCAAUCGAUUCCCUAUCAAAGACCAAGUUUGACUCAAGCCGUUGAUGCUCUCUAACCCACCAUGGCGCUGCAAGACGACCCAAACCUCCAAGCACAUCCCCCACAGGCAAUAAUCAUCGCAUCGCAAAACCCCGUCAAGAUCAACGCCGCCCUUCAAGGCUUCUCCCUCAUGUUCCCCAGCACCACAUACUCAGCCCGCGGUAUCGCCGUCCCCUCCGGCGUCCCAGACCAGCCAUUAUCCGACGACGUCACCCUUCUUGGCGCCCAGAACCGCGCAGCCAAUGCCCGCACGCUCGAACCCAACGCAGACUACUGGGUGGGAAUUGAAGGCGGGGUUGAGGAACAUGCGGGGUCGCUCCGCUCCUUCGCCUGGGUUGUGAUCGCGGGCAAGGACGGCCACACGGGCAAGGCGCGCACCGGGACAUAUUACUUGUCCCAGGAAACGGCCAAGCUUGUGCGUGAGGGCAUGGAGCUGGGCGACGCCGACGACGUGGUUUUUGGGCGGACGAAUUCCAAGCAGCGGAACGGCUCGGUGGGGCUGCUGACGGAUGACGUGAUCGAUCGGACGGCAUACUAUGUCCAGGCGGUCAUCUUGGCGCUGAUACCCUUUAAGAAUGUCGGCCUUACAUUCUAGACACAUGUCUAUAUCAUAGUGCAAAAUUGGCAGUGAGGUUGAGAAGGUCAUGGUAAAAGCAUGUGCAACCUCGCUAGCCAGUGAUUUAGAGUUAGGUAAGGCGGACAUGAUUGCCUCAGCUUCGGACGACGCGGUUGAGCCGCUUGAUGAUGAUUAUGGCGAUGGUGAUGAAUACGAUGAGCAUGGAGUCAGCACCGGCUCGAGAUGGGACUGAUCAACAGAUGGCAUGGAGCUUGCUGACGACUUGCUAGUUUACUUAUGCAAUGCCUGUGGA
Phialemonium atrogriseum is the source of this 931-nucleotide messenger RNA. RefSeq names its product Maf/Ham1. The record is from RefSeq and is a predicted model, not a curated record. Gene Ontology annotation, biological process: thiamine metabolic process. The coding region runs from base 85 to 657 and encodes 190 amino acids. NCBI's taxonomy places the organism in Eukaryota, Fungi, Ascomycota, Sordariomycetes, Cephalothecales, Cephalothecaceae. The transcript has a single exon. Gene Ontology annotation, molecular function: ribonucleoside triphosphate phosphatase activity.